Messenger RNA from Lontra canadensis (Northern American river otter), 4382 nucleotides. It is a transcript of the gene GPD1, whose product is annotated as glycerol-3-phosphate dehydrogenase 1. Bases 1531 to 2580 code for a protein of 349 amino acids. Gene Ontology annotation, cellular component: cytosol; glycerol-3-phosphate dehydrogenase (FAD) complex. The transcript has 9 exons. The record is from RefSeq and is a predicted model, not a curated record. Gene Ontology annotation, molecular function: protein homodimerization activity; NAD binding; glycerol-3-phosphate dehydrogenase [NAD(P)+] activity. Gene Ontology annotation, biological process: carbohydrate metabolic process; glycerol-3-phosphate catabolic process. NCBI's taxonomy places the organism in Eukaryota, Metazoa, Chordata, Mammalia, Carnivora, Mustelidae.
GCCCGCGAACGUACUGCCUUGCAGGCAAUCGAACCCACCCAGGUUACAACUUGUUCCCGAUGUGGAACUUGGGGGUUGGGACUUGAGUAGGGAAAAAGAAUGUGUGGGGGUGAUAACUUGGGAGUGGAAAAAAUUGAUGUCAAGGACGUUGAAAUGGCAUCUGUUUUUACCCAGGCUAAUUACAUGUGUAAUGAAUGGCUGAUGAACCAUUAUUAAUUUCAAGCAAAUAAUCUACAGUUCGCUCUUGGGAAAAGAGCUCCAGUAGUACAGAUAACUUCUGUGAUGAGCCAAUUCUGAGACUGCACACUCUUUAUUCCUAUAUAAAUGCACAAAUUCGGGUCUCCAUACUACUGAAAAUGAUUUUAAGGGCAAAAUGAGAGAUGGGAGAAUUUAGGCAAAAAACAAGGGGUUAUCUUAUGCAUAAACAUCCAUUCUCCGGGGUUCCUACCAUAUGCGCCAGGGACAGAAGCAUUCUUUCUCUUCCAUCUCCCAUAAUCAGUGUUCCCAGCUGGCACUUGGCACCGGUGCCUUUAUCUCAGCACCAGUGCAAUAAUGGAGCGAUCCAUGGGAGGCUGGCUUUGUGGCAGGUGCAAUUUUACUCCUAAGGGAAACCAUCAACUACCAACUUCAUGUAUGCUCCCCUAUGAUAGGAACUCCAUGGCCAUGGGAGGGGAAUAUGGUGGGCCCCUCCUGGGCGGUCCUUGGAACUUAGAACAACCUUUUUUCUCCACAGUCUUGCCCUUGGGCCCAUUUACCCUGACUCAGUGGUUGCACACAGACUCCUCUCUGGCCUAGUGCUCAUUGCUGUUGCCAGCCAGCAGGGGCCCCAAGGGAUGGAAACACCCACUUAGCAGUCUGCCAAGCCAGGAGGUCAGCACGUGAGCAGACAGUGGUGUCUGCCCUCUAGGCCAAGGUGCACAGACAGCAGAUGUGUUAGGGGCAUUUGCCCCACUCCAGAUCAGCCUAGAAACCAGUUUGUCAAACAGAUGGCUGCGGGUGAUAAUAGUGUCCUGGACUGCUCCGUGUGUGCUUUCCAACCUCUUCCCAUGUCCCAAAUCACACACCCCACUUACUCUGUUACAGGAUCUGAGAACACAAAGCUCCACAGAAGUUAAAGCUGCCCCACAUCCUGCCCUCCACCCCUUUCUGGCUUCUUGCAAACUAACCACUGACUUGAGGGAGCCCCUAGUGUGGUAGCUGGGAAAUCCAAGAAAGAAUUGAAGGACGCUCAAAGCCUCUUGAGGACAGUGAAUGCUUUAGCUGCAGUCCUUUCUCUCCAGCCCUCUUCUCCAAGCCCGGAGUCUGCAAAGAAAUUGUAGGCCACCUGGCAUCAGAGCUUCUAACUGACCUUUCCCACUUUCUCUUCCUGGAAGACGUUCAGAGUCCCUGUCUCCCCAGGCGCCCGCCUCCCCACCCGCCCCUGGAAGGCGGGACUUGGCUGCACCCACGUGUGGUGGAGUUAUAUGCUCCUAGUCGGCAGAAGAGCUGGGGAGCGGAGCACUGAGCUGAAUCAGUUAGAGAAGUGGCACCAUGGCUGGCAAGAAAGUCUGCAUUGUAGGCUCCGGCAACUGGGGCUCAGUUAUUGCCAAGAUUGUGGGAGGCAAUGCAGCCCAGCUGUCACCCUUUGACCCACGGGUGACCAUGUGGGUGUUUGAGGAAGACAUCGGGGGGAGAAAGCUGACAGAGAUCAUCAACACACAGCAUGAGAAUGUCAAGUACCUGCCAGGGCACAAGCUGCCUCCCAACGUGGUGGCUGUCCCAGAUGUGGUCCAGGCUGCAGCAGAUGCUGACAUCCUCAUCUUCGUGGUGCCUCAUCAGUUCAUUGGCAAGAUUUGUGGUCAGCUCAAGGGCCACCUCAAGGCAAACGUCAUUGGUGUAUCUCUUAUUAAGGGGGUAGACGAGGGCCCUCAAGGGCUGAAGCUCAUCUCUGAAGUGAUUGGGGAGCACCUUGGCAUCCCCAUGAGCGUGCUGAUGGGGGCCAACAUUGCCAGCGAGGUGGCUGAUGAGAAGUUCUGUGAGACAACCAUUGGCUGCAAGGACCAGACCCAAGGAAAACUUCUGAAAAUGUUGAUGCAGACCCCGAAUUUCCGCAUCACAGUGGUGCAGGAGGUGGAUACAGUAGAGAUCUGUGGGGCGUUAAAGAACGUAGUGGCCGUGGGUGCUGGCUUCUGUGAUGGGCUGGGCUUUGGCGACAACACCAAGGCUGCGGUGAUCCGACUGGGGCUCAUGGAGAUGAUCGCCUUUGCCAAGCUCUUCUGCAGUGGCCCUGUGUCCUGUGCCACCUUCUUGGAGAGCUGCGGUAUUGCUGACCUCAUCACUACCUGCUAUGGAGGGCGGAACCGAAAGGUGGCGGAAGCCUUCGCCCGCACAGGAAAGCCCAUUGAGCAGCUGGAGAAGGAGAUGCUGAAUGGGCAGAAGCUGCAGGGGCCCCCGACAGCCCGGGAGCUACACAGCAUCCUCCAGCACAAGGGCCUGGUGGACAAGUUUCCUCUGUUCAUGGCUGUGUACAGGAUAUGCUAUGAGAGGCAGCCAGUGGGCGAAUUCAUCCAUUGCUUGCAGAAUCAUCCAGAACAUUUGUGAGCAGAGCUGGGGCCCAGGCCAGGCACCUUCUUUGCCCCAAUGGAGACAGUCAACAGCUUAGGGUACCUGGCCACCAGGACUUCUGGGACGCUCCAUGGAGCAGCCUCUUCUGGAGGACAGGAGGCUGUGGGGCCCAACUAUCUACCUGGGGAUCCUGAACCAUCAAGCAGCCUACAGUCUCUUGCCACCACCUCUCACCAGAAAUGGAGUUGCCUUGUCCCCCUCCAGAUGUGGGUCUUUCUCCUUGUCUUCUGGGCGGGGGAGACUCCAGCCCCAGUGCUGCCUGCUUUUUUGGGUGUGUGUGUUGGGGAGAGGAUGAAGGGAGAGGGAGGCAAGGGCUACCCACUGCUGCCUCACACAGACCAGGAGUCCCGGCCCCAAGCCCAGUUAAGUGGCUAAAGAAGUACCUCAGCCACAAGAGGAAUGAGGCAAGGGCUGCCAAGGAAGGGUCCGGGCUUUUGAGCUGACAUAGGCCUCAGGGACCCCCUUGCUCUGACCUCUGCCGGGCCCCACACAGCAUCAAUGGAUCUCAGUGUUUGUUAACAAAAUACAGAGCUCUCUGCCCCCUCCUAGCUUCUCCUAGCAACAUCUGCGUCCUCAGAAACCUCUGGUCAUUCCUCCCCAUCCCUCCCCCACCCAACCUCAAGGCUGCCCUAGCACCAGAGUUGCUGCCAUGCUGGCGUCUCUGGCCCUAGGGCUUGUCAUUCUCCCCAGGGACUUCCUAGUUCUUGCCAGCUCCUCCCCACCAUGCAUGACCUUUCCAAGACGACUCUCACCCUCUAGGCCAGCACCCUCGGCAGAGCAGGAACCUAAUCUGCUGACAGCAACACCUUUUCAGAGCAGGCUCAGAUCACUCUGCUUCCCUGUGACCUUUAUAUUUGCCCCACCUCCCUUCUCUGAAGCUCUAGUUGGGGGAGGUGUCAGUUGGGUCCCUCCUGCUUCUUUUCAAGGACCUCCCUGGCUUCAGCCCUUUCUUCUUCCCAGAACCUGUGCCUAUUUCUCAGCUGCUCCCAGAGCAGCCAGGGCAGCUAACCAGCACCUGCGUCAGGGGCCAGGGGCCAGAGAGUGGCCCAAAGCCUGCUCAGGGACUGUGAGCAGGGAGGGGUAAGCAAGGCCAGCUCUCCGUUGUCACCUGAAGGCUUUCUCACGAGGUACUGACUCCAUCAGCACCUCAGGAGCUGGGAAACUCAAGGAGGAAAAAAUUAAAACCACCCUACCCACUGUGGUGAGGGAAGAACAGGAAGGGGAGGAGGGAAUAUGCUUUGAACUGGCCUUGUUCCAGGAUGGGUUGGCAGCCAGGGAAUGUCACAGGUCAGCAGCCUGGCCCCUGGCUACAAAUAGGCCCUGUGGGCCUGCCAGGCUCCAGCCAUGUUCAGCAGAUCUCAGCUUCCUGUGGGGCAGCACCUGGCACACUGUGGCUCUGGCCAGCAUUAUGUUAACCCUUUCUUACUCCCUGCCAGAUCAGGGAGGCAGGCUCCCCUCCUCAGCCCUAGCCCUUGAGGAUUCACUGUCUUACCAGUGAAGGGCAGAGAUGCCUGAAUCAGGCUGUGAGAGUGAAGGCCACAGCCACCCCAGAUUUGGCUGGGCCCAGGUUGGGGCUCUGACUGAAUCCAGAGCUGCCUCCCCAAGAAGGUCAAAGUGAGGGCCGAGAGACAGCUCUUUUCUUUCGGCUGCUGCUGUAACCUUGUUAGAGAGUCCCACACCUUUGCCUACUUUUGUUCACUCCACAGUUAACAAUCUAAGGCCUUCCCAUCAAGCCUACUACUUGUCUACUCAAUAAAUUGUGGUUUUUCCAGAAAGGA